CACGCACGCACGCACGCACGCCAACGGCCGGCGGGGCCCCAGGCUCGCGCCCGGGCUCGCCCCGCGCAGCGCCAGAGGCUCGCGCACUCAGCAGGUUGGGCUGCGGCGGCGGCGGCAGCUGGAGAAGCUGAGGCGCUGCGCGUGAGAGGUCCCAGAUACAUCUGCGGUUCCGGCUCCGCCACCCUCCGCCUCUCUCCCCCAGGUGUCGGAGUCGAGUGCGGAAGGAGGGUACUGCCCUAGCCUAGGGAAGCCAGAGCACACCCCUGGCUCCUGCCGACACCGCCCUCCCCUUCCCAGCCGCGGGCCUCGCUCGGUGGUAGGCUACUCUGCCGGGAGGCGGCGGCGGCUGCCAGUCUGUGGAGAGUCCUGCAGCCCUCCAGCCGGGCUUCUCCACCGGGCCUUGCAGGGGCCGAGAGAGCUCGGGGCUCGCCCUUCCGCUUGCCUUUUUCGUCAGCCGGCUGGAGCAGCAUCGGUCCGGGAGGUCUCUGGGCUGAGGCGGCGGCAGCUCCUCUAGUUCCACCAUGUCCGCGGGCGGAGACUUCGGGAAUCCGCUGAGGAAAUUCAAGCUAGUGUUCCUGGGGGAGCAAAGCGUUGGAAAGACAUCUUUGAUCACCAGAUUCAUGUAUGACAGUUUUGACAACACCUAUCAGGCAACAAUUGGCAUUGACUUUUUAUCAAAAACCAUGUACUUGGAGGAUCGAACAAUCAGGCUUCAGCUGUGGGAUACUGCGGGUCAGGAACGUUUCCGUAGCCUCAUUCCCAGUUACAUCCGUGAUUCUGCUGCAGCUGUAGUAGUUUACGAUAUCACAAAUGUUAACUCAUUCCAGCAAACUACAAAGUGGAUUGAUGAUGUCAGAACAGAAAGAGGAAGUGAUGUUAUCAUCAUGCUAGUAGGAAAUAAAACAGAUCUUGCUGACAAGAGGCAAGUGUCAAUUGAGGAGGGAGAGAGGAAAGCCAAAGAGCUGAAUGUUAUGUUUAUUGAAACUAGUGCAAAAGCUGGAUACAAUGUAAAGCAGCUCUUUCGACGUGUAGCAGCAGCUUUGCCGGGAAUGGAAAGCACACAGGACAGAAGCAGAGAAGACAUGAUUGACAUAAAACUGGAAAAGCCUCAGGAGCAACCAGUCAGCGAAGGAGGCUGUUCCUGCUAAUCUCUCAUGUCAUCUUCAACCCUUCUUCAGAAGCUCACUGCUUUGGCCCCCUUACUCUUUCAUUGACUGCAGUGUGAAUAUUGGCUUGAACCUUUUCCCUUCAGUAAUAACGUAUUGCAAUUCAUCAUUGCUGCCUGUCUCGUGGAGAUGAUCUAUUAGCUUCAUAAGCACAAAAAAAGUCAGUGUCUUCAUUAUUUAUAUUUUACAAAAAGCCAAAAUAUUUCAGCAUAUUCCAGUGAUAACUUUAAAAAUUAGAUACAUUUUCUUAACAUUUUUUUCUUUUUUAAUGUUAUGAUAAUGUACUUCAAAAUGAUGGAAAUCUCAACAGUAUGAGUAUGGUUUGGUUAAUGAGCAGUGUGUUCACAGCCUACUUUAUCUCUCCUUGCUUUUCUCACCUCUCCCUUACCCCCAUUCCCUAUUUCCUAUUCUUACCUAGCCUCCCCCCACUUCCUCAAACAAGAGAUGGCAAAGCAGCAGUUCAACCAAGCCCAUUGGAAUUAUCCUUUAAUUUUACAGAUACCACUUGCUGUAGACUAUGGACCAAGAUGUCCAGAAUUUUUCUUGAGCACUGAUAUAAAUUACUUAGAUCUUCUUUGAGAUCAAAAUUCAGCCAUCAUGGUAGGCAGUGCUUGAAUGAGAAGGCUCCUGAUGCAUCUUCAAAAUGAGUCCUAAAGAACAUACUGAAUACUUAUAAUAAGUAGAAGAGCAAAAAAUGUAUUUCUGACUAACACAAAUGGCUCUUUCACAUGUGCUUUAUUAGACUCUGGGAGAGAAAAGUAACCAAGUGCUUCAGAACAGGUUUUUAGUAUUCUUCAUGGUAAGAUAAUGAAGUUCUAAUGAACUAUUUCUCCCAAGGUUUUAAAAUUGUCAAGAGUUAUUCUGUUUGUUUAAAAAAUAAGAAACCUCUUUAAGCAACAGAUUUUGCUUGAGUUUUCUUUUUUUAAAAAAUAAUACUAUGCAGGCAAGGCACUAUAAAAGUUUAAUUCCUUCUAGAAGAACCACUGGAAGAAUUUAAAUUUGGCACUACAAUCAAAACUACUGAAUUAGUAGAAACAACGAUAUCUAAAGCUUACCAACAAAAGAACCCUCAGCAGAAUAGCAAAAACUUUGCUCAGAACAUUUGAGGUCAAAUUGAAGACGGAAACCGGAAACUGUUUUCUUGUAAGCCCCUAGAGGCAGAUCAGGUAAAGCAUACAUAGUAGAGAGAAAGGAGAGAAUGGAAAUAAAACUCAAUAUUAUGCAGAUUUAUGCCUUAUUUUUUAGCAUUUUUUAAGGUUGGGUCUUUCAGGCUGGUUUUGGUUUGUAUUAGAUCUGUAUAGUUUAAUUAACUAGUGAUUUAAUUUUAUAUUUAAACUACAAUUAAUCUUUUUUCUUUGGUGAUAUUUAUUUCUUUGCCUUUUUUUUUCUUUAACAACUUUCAAUUUUUAGAUGUUUCAUUGAAUCUAUUUAGAGCUUCACCAUGGCAAUAUGUAUUUCCCUUAAAACACUGCAAACAAAUAUACUAGGAGUGUGCCCUUUUAAUCUUUACUAGUUAUUGUGAGAUUGCUGUGUAAGCUAAUAAACACAUUUGUAAAUACAUUGUUUGCAGGAAGAAAACUUCUGAGUUACAGCUCAGGAAAAACCUGCUGAAUUUAUGUUGUAAGCAUUACUUAACACAGUAUAAAGAUGAAAAGACAAUAAAACUAUCUUCAUACUUCCUCAUCCUCUCAUUGCAACAAAACCUUAAACUGGGAGAACCUUAGUCCCCUCUCUUUCCUCUUCCUCCUCCACUUCCCACUUAUUGUCACCUUGUAAUAUUCAGAGAGCACUUGGAUUAUGGAUCUGAAUAGAGAAAUGCUUACAAAUAAUCAUUAGCCCACAUACCAGUAACUUAUACUUAAAAGAUGGGAUGGAGUUGUAAAGUGCUUUUAUAAUACAAUAUAAUUGUUAAAAGCAAGGGUUGACUCUUCGUUUUAUUUUGACAUGGCAUGUCCUGAAAUAAAUAUUGAUUCAAUAUGGCAGAUGGGUCAUAUUCUUUAUUUGGAAGAAGCUGUGACUUCUGACAUGGGGGUGAUUGUCUUCCUACACUGUUGGAUUUGAUUCUUUUUAUGUAUUUUUAAGUAACCAGUUAUACUGCUUUUAAUAUUGAUUGGUCUUUUUAUUUGGCUUGGAGUUCUUCAAAGCAGUGAGGUGUGUUCAUAGUCCAGAAUUUUUUUUUUUAAUAAACACAAUUUUGCUGCCAAAAAUAUAUAAAUAAAACACAAAAGAAAA
Molecule: messenger RNA, 3398 nt
Organism: Rhinopithecus roxellana (golden snub-nosed monkey)
Lineage: Eukaryota; Metazoa; Chordata; Mammalia; Primates; Cercopithecidae
Gene: RAB6A
Product: RAB6A, member RAS oncogene family
Exons: 8
Coding region: 522-1148 (208 amino acids)
Molecular function (GO): GTPase activity; GTP binding
Source: RefSeq, a predicted model, not a curated record